Molecule: messenger RNA, 1758 nt
Organism: Labrus mixtus (cuckoo wrasse)
Lineage: Eukaryota; Metazoa; Chordata; Actinopteri; Labriformes; Labridae
Exons: 4
Coding region: 211-1758 (515 amino acids)
Source: RefSeq, a predicted model, not a curated record
CAAAAUAACAAACUGUCUGAGUAAUGCUAUUAAUCUUUAACAUCAUCGGAGGAGAAGACAUCCACAGUGUCAUGUGAGAAACUGCACUUUACACUUAAGCCAGAGAAGAAACACCAGCACAUCCAUCAACGCCAUGUGAGCUCACACGGGGGGGAAAAGGAAAACCUGGCUGCAUUGAGAAGAAAUAAGAAAAGCUGUCCAAGGUUUAAAAUGUUAACCAGGUGGAUGGCACUCACAGCGUUUCUGUCUGCCUCAGCUGAUCUUGUGAAUGCAGCUUUUGGCGACGGCUCUUUAACUGUUGCACCAACCUGCAGGCUCAAAGGUCGUCCAGAGGUAGAGCUGACUCUGAGCUGCGGAGACCAAAGAAAAGCAGGUAUUGUCCAGUACUGGCACACCCCCUUUGGAGACCUCGAGACCCCUGGUACUCUGAGUAAACUGGACCCUGUCUUUAUGCAUCACGAUGGGAGCCUGGUGGUCCCCAACACCAGUCAUCUCCACAGCGGCUUGUACUACUGCCUCCUGCAGCACAAAGAGGGAACGACACUGUGGUCGUACGAGCUCCAUGUUGGUCAGAAUAAUCAAACAGAUGAAGAAGACAAUGCACAUGAGGAGCAUCGCUGUGGUGCGUUCAGGAUCAGGAGGGAUGUUGGUUCUGCAGAGGAGAAGCAGGGCGGUGUUUCAGAUGAGCAGUUUGCAGGAGCUGUGGCUGCAUCAGUUCUUCUGACAUUUGUGCUGGGCUUCAGCGCUGGAGCUCUGACUAGGACUCAGGUUCUCAGGUGUCUGGGGGCAGUCACUAUGAGGCUGAGAUCACCACGGCAACGCCAAAGCGACACACUGGACCACGGCUCCGAAGUCAACAUGACAACCUUGCCCCCCAUGUACGAAAACUGGGCCUUUGCAAUGGAACGGGUGGAGUUGGAUGAAGGUUCGGAGACUUGCGGGACCGCAGACUCAACGAUUUCAUCGACAGCCUCAUCGCCCCCCCCUGCCAAACCUCAGAGAAGCUUCCGGCAGAAACGAGAAGGGGAGGAGGAGAAGGAAACCACAGCCUACCUGGAAGGAUGCGACUACAUCAAGGUGAAGGAGGAGGAGGAGCGAAAAGGUCUGAAGGAAAACAGUGAAGGAAAUAACGGGGAGGAAAGAGGGUUCAGUGGUUCCUUCUAUUUCUCAGACAAAGAUGGAGGGAGUAAAACAGAAACAGAUGAGGACGAGUGCAGCGAGGAUCCAAGAGAGAGCAGGGAGGAAGAGAGGCAAAGGAAACAAGAGGAAGAGCUUGAGGAGCCGAGUGAGCUGGAGAACAGUACAGGUGAUGAAGAGGAUGGUAGAGUAAGUGAGGAUGAAGUGGGAGACAACAAGGAGGAAGGGGGAGAGGAAAAGAGGGAGGAAGGAUUGAGAGAGGAAAAAGAGGCAGAGGAAGAUGCAGACGUAGAUAUUUGCAGGAGAGAAGAUGAUCCGCGUGACACAAUGAAAAGUGACACCACGGAAGGGGGAGAAGAACCUCCAACCUCCCCGUCCUCAGAGGGCCGUCGCAGCCGCGUCAUCCGCCUGUACCAGUAUGACGACGACGGUCAGCGGUACGGCCACCUUCCAGACCCCACCCCUGAUGAGCCUGGCCCCGCCCCCAGACUCAAACAGCGCUCCCUCUCUCUGACGCGUCUCAGUGCCAUUAUGGCUGCCGCCUCAGCUGGGCCGUUGGACACAAGAGAGACGGGGACGGAGGGGAAAGAGGAGAGGCCACACUUCCAGAUGGACAUAUAA